AUGUUCUCCGUCGUCAUCCCCGGCCGGCCGUGUCUGACAGACAUUGUCGCCGUCGACAGCCAACCAAACGGCCAAGCAACCAAGUUUGCCUUCACACUCCCUCUCAGCCCAUCCUUCGCCGAACUCGUUGUCUUCCUCCUCCCCGGCACAGUCCUCCCACCAAACACCGGCGCUGCGAUCUACAUCCAGCUGCCAGACCCAAACACGGGCAACCCAACCGACUUCCGUUUCAUCGGCGCGCUAGCAAACGAGAAACCCUCCGGCAUCUUCAAGAUCCAAGCACCUUCACAAGCAAACAAUGGCCUCAGCCGCAGCGAAGCCGAACAAGAAGACGCGAUGCUCGACGAAGGCUCCGCAGGCAACACAAUCCCUUCAAACGGCAUCGCAACGCUAGGAAUCUCAAUCGAGCCCAUCCAGAACAUCGCGCCUCAGCUCUCAGCGCUAGAAGCAGAGCGCGCAUCCACCUCCACCGCGCUAACCCUCCAAACCCCCGAACAGCGCCAACAAAAGCAGAUCUCAACCAAGAUGCUAGCGCAGCGGAUCAUCGGCAGCGCAUUCAAUUUCCUCGCCAGCUUUGCCGAGAGCGAUCCUGCUCACAAGGGCCACGAGGUGGUCCCUUUGAAAAGCUUCCGGGAUUGGUGGACCAAAUUCGAGCGACGCAUUGAUAUGGAUCCCACGUUCUUGGAGCGCGCGGACCCCAAUGCGACGUAA
Penicillium cataractarum is the source of this 711-nucleotide messenger RNA. Its product is annotated as OPI10 family protein. The transcript has a single exon. The coding region runs from base 1 to 711 and encodes 236 amino acids. Gene Ontology annotation, cellular component: cytosol; nucleus. The record is from RefSeq and is a predicted model, not a curated record. Lineage: Eukaryota; Fungi; Ascomycota; Eurotiomycetes; Eurotiales; Aspergillaceae. Gene Ontology annotation, biological process: protein import into nucleus. Gene Ontology annotation, molecular function: nuclear import signal receptor activity.